AUGGGGAAAAGUUGGAGAGAGGAACUUCAAAGCAUGCUUCGAAAUUAUAAAUGCGCACCUCAUGCUACAACUGGCAAACCACCAGCUACGUUAUUAUUUAAUAGAAAUAUCAAAAUCGAUCAAAAAGGAAACUAUUUUGCGCGUAAUAUACAAUUUAUAAAAAAACUCUUAAAACCUGAAGCCGAAAGUAUACUACGUGAAACACCAGUAAAUGAUAUCGAAAGAAAAAUAAUUAAAAAAAAACCACAUCCAAAGCGAAUUAAUAGCCCUAUAAAUUAUUCAAAUGUUGCAAAAACUUUAAAUAAUUCUGAACUUCAAAAUUUAGUUCAAUCGGUUUUUGUUCCUAGUAAGAAGUUUAUUUUUUCUAAAAUCAAAAAUGGACGAAGUUUUCAAUUUAUAUGGAUAGAAAAAUUUCCAUUGCAUACAUACUCAAAUAUAUUUGAUGGAGCUUUCUGUUUACCAUGUGUACUUUUUGGGCACAAUUUUUCAUCUGAAUGUAGUUUGGUUAAAAGAUUAUUUAGUAAGCCUUAUGAUCGCUGCAAUGGUGCUUCUCAAUACUUUCAGAAAUAUAUGUUUGGCAAAAAUAAUAAGUCUGUCUGCAGAAAUAAAGGUUUACAUUUCAAUCACAUUUCCAAAAAUCGACAGUUUUUGCAACCUUUUAUUGAAACAAUUAUUCUUUGUGGGCGUCUUGGGCUUUCUUUACGUGGGCAUAGAGACGACUCUAAGUUUCAUCCUGAAAUUGGUGAAUUUUCUAAUCACACUGCAGGAAAUUUUAUUGAAUUGCUACAUUUCCGUGUUCAAGCUCAAGGUGAUAAAGUUCUUGAAGAUUAUCUCAAGUAUCAUCAACAAAAUGCUUCCUACAUAUCUAAGACAUCACAAAAUCAACUAAUAAAGUGUUAUGGAGAAGUUGCUACUGACGCAAUAAUUGGAAAAAUUAAAAACUCUAAGUAUUUUUCUAUUAUAGCUGAUGAAGCCUCAGCCAGUAAUAACAAAAAACAACUAUCAUUAGUAAUACGAUUUGUUGAUUCCAAGUUCAAUAUAAAAGAAGAAUUUAUUAGUUUUUUACAUUGCAUUAACGGUGUUACUGGUCAAGGAUUAUUUAGUGUUUUGUUAAAAAGUAUUUCAGAUUUUUCGUUGGAUAUCAUUAAAUGUAGAGAUCAGUCAUAUGAUGAUGCUGGGGCAAUGUCUGGAUAA
Molecule: messenger RNA, 1194 nt
Organism: Hydra vulgaris (swiftwater hydra)
Lineage: Eukaryota; Metazoa; Cnidaria; Hydrozoa; Anthoathecata; Hydridae
Source: RefSeq, a predicted model, not a curated record